AGUGGAGUCUGCGUAAGGGGAACUCAAUAUGUCGAUAGCGAAAAUGACUUUUAUGGAUUUCUGACAGACAUAAUUGAGUUAGAGUAUCCAGCGCUUCCAAUGAAAACGACUGUCUUAUUUAAAUGCGAAUGGUUCGACCCAGCGCAAAAUUCAGGCACAAUUAGUAACAAAAAAUACAACAUGGUGGAUAUUAAUAACAGAAGGAGAUACAACAAGUAUGAACCGUUCAUCUUAGCUGAACAGGCCGACCAAGUUCAUUACCUGCCAUAUCCGAGUAAAAGAAGGGAUAAAAUAAAUUGGUGGGCAGUUUGCAGGAUAAAGGCGCGAUCAGAGCUUGACAUGCCCGAAGGGAUUAUCCCGGCCUUUCAAGAUGACAUAGAAGAAAAUCCUCUCAUUGUUGCAACAGAAGACAAUCCGACAUAUUUGGCUGAUCAAACUGGAGAAGCUGAGGAAGAUGCGUUGUUCAUGCCUCCUGAACAAGAAACAGAAGAUGAGUUCAUCGCAUCCUCAUCAGACGAAGAUGAAAGCGAAGAACUUUAGUAGUAUGAGGGGUCGCGGUCGAGGAUCAGGCACAGGCCGAGGAUCAGCCUCAGGCCGAGGACGCGGACGGGGAUCAGACCCUGUUCCUGGCGAUGACAACGUUGCUGAGGAGCAGCAGCAGUUAGAGGCUGGAGCACCUGUUCAGCCUCGGCAGCAGCGUGAGCCUGGCGAGCCCCCGGCUGUUCUGGACGACCGGGGUAGGGCGAGGGUUCACCCGGACCCUAGCAGGACGAUGUUGAUCGACUCUGGGCCUGUUUCACGGGCUAUGCGGGAGAUUUUUAGGAAGUGCUGGUUCGAUAAUGGAACAGCAUGGCGCUUUCUAACAGCCGAGCAGAGGGAGUUCUACUUCCAGGAGUUUCAGAAAGAGUUCUGGUGGGAUAGUGUGGCGUACAGCGAGGAGGUCAUUAGACAGGUCUUCAUGGUCCAUGCAGCCAACCGCUACAAAGACAACAUCCACAGAAUGAGGAGGACGCAACAGAAGCAUAUUUCUGUGACCCAGGACAUCUGGGAUGCUUGGAACGCGUUCUGGAACUCAGAGAAAGAGAAAAAAAGGUCAGAAACCGCCCGAGCAAAUCGGAUGAGCGAGCCAGCGGGCGCCGGUUCUGGACCUGUCCGCCAUACUGGUGGAUCUCGCUCUGCUCUGAAGCAUAUGGAUGUCAUGGAAAGGGAGCUUGGCCGGAAACCGAGUGCGACGGAGUUGUACACUCGCCUUCACUCCACGAAGGCUGACAAGAAGCCGGUCGACAAACGGGCUCAGGAUAUGACUGACGCCAUCACUGAGAGGCUUGCUGCUGCGACACAGCCUCAGACCGGAGAGGGUAGCUCCUCGACCCCAGCUGCAGUGGACGAGACCCAGGUGUUUCUAGACAUCGAGGGCGUCAACAAGAAGAAACGCGUGUACGGGUUGGGUUCUGCGAGCAGCAGGUACGCCGGGCCAAGCAGCAGCAGGGUGCAGCGAGGCAGCUCUUCUAGGACGUCGCAGCAGGCAGACGAGGAGGUCGAGCGCCGUGUGCAGGCCGGCAUUCAGGAGGGUCUGCGACUGGCUCGGGAACAGCAGGCUGCGAACAUGGCCCAGAUGAUACGCGAGGAGAUUGCCAGGAUGAUUCCUAACCUUCCGGCAGAGUAUCGGCCACAGCGCCCACCUACCCCACCAGACGAUGACGACACUCCAGCUUUGUAGUGUCGUGUUAGCUUAUUUUGUUACACACAUAUAUACGGUUUUUAUUUUUAUUUUUUGACCUUUACAUUUAUACUCUGAUAUUUAUAUAUAUAUAUAUAUAUAUAUAUAUUUAUUUAUU
Molecule: messenger RNA, 1838 nt
Organism: Mercurialis annua (annual mercury)
Lineage: Eukaryota; Viridiplantae; Streptophyta; Magnoliopsida; Malpighiales; Euphorbiaceae
Exons: 6
Coding region: 455-1720 (421 amino acids)
Source: RefSeq, a predicted model, not a curated record